Molecule: messenger RNA, 1648 nt
Organism: Lacerta agilis (Sand lizard)
Lineage: Eukaryota; Metazoa; Chordata; Lepidosauria; Squamata; Lacertidae
Product: zinc finger protein 300-like
Exons: 5
Coding region: 16-1470 (484 amino acids)
Biological process (GO): negative regulation of transcription by RNA polymerase II
Molecular function (GO): DNA-binding transcription repressor activity, RNA polymerase II-specific
Source: RefSeq, a predicted model, not a curated record
GGGCAGGUCAGGGGAAUGGGCUGCUCGGGAAGCACGAGGAGCAAGGGUCUCCGGGUUGGGCGCCGCCUUGCCUGCCCUUCCCGGGCUUCGCAGAGCGCUGUAGAGCCGCUGGCUGGGCGUGCAUUGCUUGGCUCUUGCUCCUUGCAGCCCUGCGAGGGGCUUAUGACUUUCAAAGAGGUGGCCGUGUGUUUCACCGAGGAGGAAUGGGUUCUGCUGGAUCCAGGCCAAAGGGCUCUCUACUGGGAAGUCAUGACAGAGAACUAUGGGAUGGUAGUCUCCCUGGUCCAGGAGCUGCAGCCAGGAAUGAAUGUGGAAGCAUGGGAGUUGGCAGCAGCCUAUGAACCCGGGGAGAGAAUGGAAAGAGGAGAAAAUGAGAUUCCUGCCGUCCAACUUGGGACUGAGAGGCAGUUUCUGAGUGGGGCAAGUCUUCCACAGGCCAAGCAAACUCCUGCUUCUGGGUCCCAGCUGGAAUGGGAAGACCAGUUCCUGAACUUUCUGAAGACAGCAGCAUCCCCUCCCUCUGGGCUUCCCUGCCCCCAGUCCUCGUUGGUGUCUGAUAUAAGGGAGUCCCAGGCUUCUUUGAAGGGGGUCAUGAACCACAGCCAUGGACAUAGUGGAGAAGGCGUUGAUCACACCCUGCCAGGCCUUUGCUGUGAAACUCCAGGAAGCCCGAAGUAUUUUGUGAAAGUGAAAGAAGAGGUUUUGUCUGAGGAGGAGAGUGUUGGUGUGGAUAUGCAAGGGGAGGCCGGAAGAAAAAGUGAGAUGAUCUCUAACCUCCUGUUUUGUCUGAACAGAGAUGAGGAAAAUCUUGGUCCUCCGGGUAUUGCUGAAGUAUUGAAGGCCUACUGGAGAUAUAAUGCCUCCUUGUCAGAGCAGGAUCUGACGGACUCGGUGAGAUGCGAGAGGAUGAUCUCGUGGGGGAAAGGAGGCCAAGAGAACGGGAUCAGCCUCCAUCAGAACGUGACAAUGCCACCGGAAGCAGAGAAAGUGUAUAAGUGCUCCUAUUGUGGGAAGUCUUUCGGCGAUAGCUUGGACUUGGUUGCCCACGAGAGGGCCCACAUUGGCGAGAAGAUCUACAAGUGUCCACAUUGCGAGAAACGGUUCUCUCAUCGGAUCGACCUCCUGACGCACAAGAAGAACCACCAGGGAGAGAAGCCCCACCGGUGCGAUUCGGACUGUGUGAAGUGCUUCCAGCAGCGAGCUUUCCUGAUGGCGCACCAGAGAGCCCACUCCGGGGAGAAAGCCUGCCGGUGCUCCGUGUGCGGGGAGAGCUUCAGCUGGAAGUCCAACCUCAUCAGGCACCGGAGGACCCACACGGGAGAGAAGCCCUAUCACUGCACCGAGUGCGGGAAAAGCUACACGCGUAAAACCGCCCUGAAUAGACACAAGAAGAUUCAUGGUGGGGAGAGACCCUGUGACAGCAGUGCUCCGAGCAUAGGGCCAGCUUCAGUGUGGGUUCUCCUGGUGUAAGAGUUUGCAGAAGAGGUGACCCAACUUUGUUUUACCCUCAGCCAGCCUCUACCUCACCUGCCCUCAACUUGCCACCAAUCUGGGGAGUGGCCCAGCCGGUUGGCUUCCUCCAUAGUCUUAGGAUGUCCCUUGUAGAGCUCAGCAGGAGGGAAGGGUGGGGGACUAGCAUCAGUUGGAU